This is a messenger RNA of Marmota monax (woodchuck), 2640 nucleotides long. RefSeq names its product NADH:ubiquinone oxidoreductase subunit S4 (gene Ndufs4). The record is from RefSeq and is a predicted model, not a curated record. The transcript is spliced from 5 exons. Lineage: Eukaryota; Metazoa; Chordata; Mammalia; Rodentia; Sciuridae. Gene Ontology annotation, biological process: electron transport chain. Bases 53 to 547 code for a protein of 164 amino acids.
UUAGACCCUUGCGGGGAUCCGUCCUCCCAUCCUGCCAUUUGCCUGCAGCAAGAUGGCGGCGGUCAUAAUGUCAGUGGCGCUGAAGCAGGCGUUGUUGGGGAGAAGAGCAGCGGCUACAGCUGCUAUUUCCGUUUCCAGGGUUCCAACCAGAUUGUUGAGCACAUCCACAUGGAGGCUGGCACAGGACCAAACUCGAGACACUCAACUUAUAACAGUUGAUGAAAAAUUGGAUAUCACUACAUUAACUGGUGUUCCAGAAGAGCAUAUCAAAACUAGAAAAGUCAGGAUCUUUGUUCCUGCUCGAAAUAACAUGCAGUCUGGAGUAAACAACACAAAGAAAUGGAGGAUGGAGUUUGAUACCAGGGAACGAUGGGAAAAUCCUUUGAUGGGUUGGGCAUCUACGGCUGAUCCUUUGUCCAAUAUGGUUCUAACCUUCAGUACUAAAGAAGAUGCAGCUGCCUUUGCAGAAAAAAAUGGGGAACCCUUUUCCUGGCCCAUGCAGGAUGUGUGCAAGAAAAUAUCUCCUUUUCCAACAUGGGAAAUGUGACUACUGAAAAAGAGAACUAUUCAGUAGUCAUCAAACAUUUUUUGAUUAUAUUUGCCGUGAUCAAAAAUACACAAAGUACAUUUACACGAGUAAGGCCUCAAGCUGGUGGAGAACAGAAACAGCUAUGGUUUCAGCAAAUUUGAAUAGCACCUGUUGCUAGCACCUGUUGGCUUUGUCAGGCACUAGGGAGUCAAAAAGAGACAAUAGGAGCAGAGAAGACUUUCCAGAGAGAGUCAAACUCAUCCAAGAGGGGAGAGUCUGACAGUACUGGAAUGGUUGCAUAAACAAUGGUUCCUCAAUGCAAUGAUGCAACUGAAGUAGUAUUCAUGAAGAGGUUUAUUUUUAAUAUUUAUUUUUUUAGUUUUAGGUAGACACAAUAUCUUUAUUUUAUUUUUUUUAUGUGGUGCUGAGGAUGGAACCCAGUGCCUCCUGCAUGCCAGGUGAGCGCGCUACCACUUGAGCCACACCCCCCCAGCCCUAAUGAAGAGUUUUUUUUUUUGUUUUUUUUUUUUUUUUAAUUUUUUUUAUUGGUUGUUCAAAACAUUAUAAAGCUCUUGACAUAUCAUAUUUCAUACAUUAGAUUCAAGUUGGUUAUGAACUCCCAAUUUUACCCCAAAUACAGAUUGCAGAAUCACAUCGGUUACACAUCCACAUUUUUACAUAAUGCCCUAUUAGUAACUGUUGUAUUCUGCUACCUUUCCUAUCAUUGUAUCUUUUAACCAAAGCUAUUUUGAUUUCAUAGAGAAACUGGAAUAAUUUUAAAACUUACCAGUAUUUUAGUCAACUGGCAGAAUUCAUGCUACAGCUUCUCCAAGUGGCAAAAAUGAACAUGUUCAGCAAAGAUAGAGCCUGUCAGUAGCAUAUAAAAAGGAGAAGAAUGUAUGUAUGAACUCAAAAUUUAGCUUAGUGCUUAUACAGGAGAGAAGAUUUCUUUCUCAUUCAUUACUAGGUUCAUGGCUAAGACUUUAUAACAAAGGACAGAUUAAAUAGAGAAAGUACACAAAUUCAUUUAAUAUAAUUUUAUGUGACAUGGACUUCAGAAAUGAAUACUCAGAAAGGGAAAUCCGUAUGUUUCAAUGAAGUAGUGCAUAGUUGUACAGAAAUUUGAUUGAACAACCAAUGGUAAUAAACUAGGAGAACUUAGGCCUGGUCAGAUUAUCCUGUGUCCCUCUGUGGCAUUCCUUUCUUCUGGGUAUAGGAUAAAUGACAGGAAAGCCAAGGAAUUCUUUUAUGUACUGCUUGAAAGGAUAAGGGCUUAGAAAGAGUUGCCCUUUGCUUCUGCUAUUUCCUUAAAUGCCAAGGUGGCACAUUUGGAGGUAAUGUAUUCUGAGCCCCAUUAUAAUCAAUGGCUCAGUAUUCUGUCUUAUUUAGAAAUGACCUAAGUAUCUAAUAAAUGUCCAUUAAUACCAUCCAAGUUUUUAAGUUACUGAAUAAUCUUAGAAAUUAUUUUUUAAGGUAACAUAACUGUAGAAUAUAAUUGCUUUUGAAACAAAGAUUCCUGAAAAAUUGAUCAAGUUGGUUAAAAUACAGAUUUAAAUUUUUCAUGACUAUACACAUUAAACAAAAAUGCUAAUUUAUUCCAUCAGUAAACUCUUACAGCUUUAGAAAGAACAUAUUGAAGUAAAAUAAUUCAUGUUUGUAUUUUGUCUAACAAUGACAGUCAGAAAACAUAGUUGUUUUUAUUAAGCCAAAAUUAUUAGUCUUGUUUGCCAAAGAUUUACCUACAUUAUGCAAACUUGAAUUCUUAAAAUGUUUGUUAAUCUCUUUAAUAAUACUUUGUAAAUCUAGAAGGUUGAAGAUAUUAGAAAUUCAGGGUGUUUGUUUUGUUUUGUUUUUUAGAAUUUUAGGGUUAUUCAAUUCGUAUAACUUCUGUAUAAACUAAUCAGAACAGAACUUAAAGAGAUUUUAUAAUUUAAUUCAUUAAUGUCAUGUGGAGGUAGAAAGACAUUACCUACAUACACUUGAGCAGAAAAGGUUUUUCUGUAUUAUAGUAUGUAAUGACUGUAUGUUGGUAGCUCUGUCAGUCACACAGAGUAUUACUUCAAUUCUAAAGUAUCAGCCAAGGGUUAAUAAACACAGAAUUGUGAAAUAUA